CAAGCAUGUUUUUGAUCCCGACGCUGCAACUCCUGUAUCUCGGUUUCAGUAAAGAUAGUGCACACUGCAGAUAGUGCAAACUGCCCCGUCACUUCAGGUGGUUGCGGUGUGUCAGUGUCGUCGGCUUUUUGGACAACGUUGGAACAUACGCGCGGAUCAAAAUGGGUCUACAGAUCACAGUGGAACCAGUGGUGUUUUUAUUCUUUGCCACCAUGCAUCUGGAGAUGAGUGCCGUUCAAGAUAUUAUAAACACCAAGUGCUGCUUCAGACACCUCAACACAACUAAUGUUGCGGAUUGUCACUCGGCCCAAAACCAGACGCGCACCGACAUCAAAGCCGAAGCCUCCCUGUGGAUUGCUUUCUACUAUGGAACAAUGUCUGUGCUGACUCUGAUCUGUGGUAUGUGGGUUGGAUCAUGGAAUGACCGCUUUGGUCGCAAGCGGCCCAUGCUUGUUCCCCUUAUCGGUGGGAUGGCAAGCGUGCUAAACUUCAUUUUCCUCUCACACUUCCUCGAUAGCAGUGUGUCUUUUGUCAUGAUCAGUGCCGUACUAAUUGGCAUAUCUACUGGAAGUUUGGGAAUAAUAUCCAGCUGCUUUGGCUACCUGACCGAUGUGACACCUUUCCAGUCUCGCAGUCGACGAAUUUCAAUACUUGAAGCCAUGAAUUUCACUGGAGGAGCGUUUGGAAUGUACCUUGUUGGAGGCCUGCUCAAGUCAAGUACUUAUGAAGUGAUCUUCCUGGUUGAACUCUUCAUCUAUGCUGUUGCCGUCUUCUAUGUCUUGCUUGUCAUCCGUGACAAAGUGCCCACAGAAACAAGCAUUGACAGCGGAGUGGAGCAUCCUGGAAUAUUCUCUUUUCGGCAUGUGAAGGACAUGGCAAUGACUGUGUUCAGGCUGCGAGACCAUGGGAACAGAGGCCAUAUCAUACUGCUGCUUCUUGCUGCUUUUGCGAUGUUCUAUGGCCUAGCAGCCCAGAUCUAUUUGACGUACACCUUCUUGACCGAUGAGCCGCUACGCUGGACAGCAAGUCAUUACAGUUUCCUGCAGGGAGUCAAUAUUGCAGUGGAAGGUGUAGCCCUUCUGGUGGUGCUGCCUUUGGCUUACCGCUUCUUGAAUAUUUCUGACGCAUUUGCUGGCCUCCUAGGAUCACUGUCAAGGUUCUUGGGUCUCUUGUGGCUUGGCCUGUGCACAAAAACAUCUAUGGUCUACUUCAUUCCGGUGCUUUUCGUCUUCAGUGAGUUUACAAGCCCUUCGAUUCGUGCAUUGCUGUCAAAGAUCGUAGCUGUCGAUGAAAAAGGCAAAGCUUUCGCUGUGAUGAGUGCUCUGCAGUCAUUUGCAAUGUUCACGGGAUCAUUGCUCUUCAACGGUCUCUACCCAGCCACAUCAAAGUUUUUUAAAGGUUUUGGUUUUGAAUUUGCUGCAGCUCUGCAACUCAUCCCCAUAGGAAUACUUCUGUACCUAUACUUCCGAUUCAGAAGAGAAGCACCGUAUGCUGAAAUUGAGGGUGAAAGCAUGAGCUCUAAUAUUGUGGAGAGUUAAAAGACCUGGCAGAGCAUUGCCAGUUUUGUGCUGUCUGCCGACCAGUGUCACACUUGGGUGUGGGAAUGCUUUUGCAAGGGAGAAAAGUGCCACAGUGUCCCCAACUCAGCACUUGUGCAGCAGCCAUUGCUCCUUCAUGGUGGCAUAGGGCCUCUAAAGCUGACUCUUGUAUGGAAAAUAAUCAAGCUGUCAUUGUACAGCUGUGAACAAGGAAUCGCCUGAGUAAGUUCUGCUAAAAUAUUUUCAAAUGAUGUUGGUAAAGCUUAUAUUCACUUAUGUAUCAUAAGAGGGUGAUCAUAUAUUUUUUAUUGAUUGUGGACAAUGUGCUGGUCACAUGGAACUCUCUAAGAGUUGCUCUCUUUGUGUCCGUAGAAAACUUAUGAAUGUUUCCAGCUUAUGUUCAAACUUUACACUAAAUAGGAGAGAGUCAGCAGAACUGAGAUGCUUUUUACAGUUGUAUUUCUAGUUUUGUUGAAUGCAGAACAAUGUUUGAUACAUAAUAAUACAAGUAUAGUAAAGCUGCAAAGCUUUUGAGACACAAUGGUUGUUACGAUUCCUGGUGUAGCUGUAAAAAAGUAAAUGAUGGCUAAAAUCUGUCCCAGUCCGCCUGCCUCUGUGGGUGGAGUGGGGCAGAUUUUAGCCAUCACUAACUUUUUUACAGCUGCACCAGGAAUCGUGAAAAUCAUUGUGGGUGGAGUGGGACACCACUAGGGAGGAAUAGGACAUAUGUAAAACAGUGGGACAAGUCUCAUCAGGAAUCAUUAUAAGUGGAUAGUUCAACAUCAAACAUUAAACGGAGUUGCAAAAACUUUGCUGUACUGAUAGUUUCGACACUGGAAGCUUCAUCACAACUUUCGUACUAGGUAAAGACACCAUAUUUUUUAGGAGGAAAGUAGAACCGAGAGCUCUGUUCUUCAUUUUGCAAUAACUGCAUAUGAAUGCUGAGACAUCAUUACUGCUGGCCACUCUACUAAUGUAAUGAACACAAAUUUUUAAAAAUUACACUAACAAAAAAGAACGCAGCCUUUUGUCACUUGAAUGUAUUCAUGAGGCUAAUUGAACCAGACAUUUCAAUGUCAGAUUCAAGAAAGGCAACGGCCAGUGUGUCUUUCUACUUGGGUGCACGUUAAAGAACCCCAGGUGGUCAAAAUUUCCGGAGCCCUCCACUACGGCGUCUCUCAUAAUCAAAUGGUGGUUUUGGGACGUUAAACCCCACAUAUCAAUCAAUCAAUCUUUCUACUUGAACAGCAAUCCUUCAGCAAUGCCAUUUUUCAUGGGCUGUGGCGGCACGUCCUGACUGUACUGCCCUCCUUUUGAGGGCUGUUGUGCUAACCUCUAUGAAUUCUUCAUUUGUAUGCUUUCCUAAUGUACAUGUAGGAAACUUUCACUUUUUUCUUUGUGCGCUGUGUAAGGCAGUGUGACGAUAGGAUAGAGAGUACUAAUUGGACAGCGUCCUGUUCCUCCCUCAACUCAACUUUCCCCUUCCUCUCUAACUUUGUUUUUCAAGGUAAACAAAGCCAAGUAGGUAAACUUCAGUCAUAAUGGCUAAAUUUUUUUUAAAAAGUCCAGUGAUCAUGUGUGUUUUCGGAGAACAAUUUACAUGGGAAUCCAAAAGGUGGUGUAAAUUGGAGAGUGAUGCAAUUCAUAUAGUGAAAGCUUACCUUGGGCACACGAAAACCGCAAUUUGCAGUUACAGAAACCUCCAUGCACUAAAGGCACCAGUCAUUACAUUUAUACAGUCGGUAUGUUAGUACAGUAAAACCUCGUUAACCGGUAUCUGACAGGAACGACGACGGAAAUGUCCAAGGUAACUGAAUUUCGGAUCGUCAAAUGGACUAUGAAAGCAAAAGAAAAAUGUACUCAGCACAGGCACACCUUUAUUUCAUAAAAAAUGUUGUUAUAUCCUGUGCCUCAUCAUCAAAGUAUGUGCUAGAACAAUCUUCUUCAACCACAUCGGGGGAUGGUGCACAGGAUUGUUGUCACGAGAACCAACGCACAGCUCUUCAAUGACAGCGGGUGCUUUGGUGGCUGCUUCACUCUGGUGAUGGUCGCCAUCACUUUGAAGAGCGACGCUGGUGGCAACACGCACAAGCACAGCCAGAGAACGCAAUGUGCACACAGUCACAACACAGAGGAACCAGCAGCAUAGGUGUAGCGAGCAGCUGUGCUAGCUGUAGUAGUGGUGGCAGCGCAACCCGUCCCUGACUGUCCGGUCGACCGUUCCAUAUUUAGUAGAACCUGGAUGCACCAGUGGCUCAAGCAAUUCCGCCAGGUGGUUACUAGUGCCAUCUAGACACUUCUCUCUCGUUCGCUAUCAUCAUGAUCAUACUCUGCUGGAGUUGUUCGUUUGGUGUUGUCCGAGUUAACUAGUGCACGAAUAAUUUCCUCUGAAUUAACAAGCAUUUGACACCUUGAAGUACACACAGUUUUGCCAGGACAGCGCUGCGAGUUUGAGUUGAUCGAAUUUCCAAGUUAACGAGAUCUGGAUGAACGAGGUUUUACUCUACUAUUUAAUCAGUUGUAGGCUAAAAUUUUCAAGAUCACUGCAGGAGAGAUAAACACACCGUCCUAUUUCUCCAAUCGUCCCAAGCCUCCAAACUCUCCCCUAUAUUCCGUACUCCGUCCAUGAGCAGUCAAACAAUCUUGUUACAUAGUUUCAUUUUGCUUGAUGUGGUUUGUGGAAAACAGCUUUUUCAGCAUCACAUUUACAGCUUUGUUCAACAUCACAUUUAGCAUUGCUAUACUGCAAGAGAAACUGUUGUUACUCAGUGAUGACAUUUUGGUGGGGUGGGGUUUGGUCGGGUGCAUGGUAUCGUUGUACCAGCAGCUGACCUUUCUAUUGCCAUCAAUACUGGUUGAAGUCUUUCACGUUGUACUAUUAAGUGCACAUGUUUUUUUUGUUUUAAUAAAUUUUAAAGUUGUUAUAGUAUCUCAUUGUGUUCAAUACAUUGAUGUGUGAGUAUAUUCCUGUUAUCCUGUAUAUAGUAUUUUCCAAUGUGUCAAGAGUCCGCAUGGAUGUACAAGUGCAUUGCGAUAGCAGUGACGCGUUAUUAAGUUAUUUUGGCUGCUUAUUGAGCUUGAACACACAAGUGAGCAAAGGACGGUUUUUUUCCCUUUCUGUUUUUACUGGUGGCAUAGCCAUGCCAUUGACUUAGGUGGCAGUGGGAGGUAAACCUGUUGCUUGUUGAGAAAGCAAAGAUGUUACAGUUAAAUUCAUUUACAGCUAUAGUAGGGCUUUCGUAAUAAUUUGUCUUGCUCUAUACUGUACCAAGAAUACUUUGAACCUGAAAAACCAAGAACAUGAAGACAUUAUGAAACAUUGACCAUGAGCCAAAAAACAGAUUUAAUUUGAAGAAUAUUUACAUAUAAUGUUAUAUAUAUUGUGGAGUAAUUUUUGAUAAAUAUUUAUAAUUCUGUAUGUACCUCCAGUAUAGUUUUUUGAUUUUCGAACUGUGAUGUUGCUUCGUGGAGGAAGCCCACUUUUUUAUUAACUUGAGGGUGGUGUGUGCAAUAACCAUUUAAUCAUUCGAGUUUCAAAGGCGUUACAAGGUUGCUUUAUGGUUCACAAUCUUUCGUAAUCGUAGCUUACUGGCUUAUUUUAUUUUUAAAGGUUGCAUUAUGUUUUAUGCAGUCAUUAAAGCUGUAUUUUUGUGUUUGUAAGUGAAGUGUGCAUAAGAUUUGCUCACUUUACUUUGUGAACAGUUACACUAUUUCAUUGUUGCAAGAAAGCCUGAUAUCAUAUUUUCCCAUCUAGUUGUGACACCACUCAUCCUCAUUCAACGUGUGUCUGAUUCUAGGGAGAUUCUUAACAGUUUGCCAUGUUUGUGAUGGUAGUGUCGAUGUUGUGAAACCUAGUGCACCUUCAUUCAAUUAUUGCUUUCACUUUUUUACAUUAUCAGCUACCCACUCAUGUCACUGGUGGAGGUUCUGACUGUCAUGAAACAAUUCACGUCUUCUGCAGCUAUCAGGCUGUAUGUAUGCAAAAAUUGCAUACUUACGUUUGUCAGGCAGAAUCACAUUAUUGAACGGAGACGUGUUGAUCGUUUCAUCUUGCCACAUUGCGUGACAUGAGCAUGCAAGUCUCGUCACAUCAGCUCUGGUGUCUUGUGUUUCUAUUUACGCAAGUUGAAUAUUUUGUAGAAACAAGUGUUGUUUUAUUUUUCCUCUUUCUUACUUCAACUUGACCGAUCCCUUAAACCUCUGGGAAAUGCAAUACUAUAAAGAAGUUUUAUUAUUUUGCAUCUCCAGCAUAAAAUGAACCUUGCCGGUGUUGUAAUCACGAGCAAUAAAUUUUCAUACUGUUAAGUGUUUUA
Messenger RNA from Rhipicephalus microplus (southern cattle tick), 5851 nucleotides. Its product is annotated as proton-coupled folate transporter. Gene Ontology annotation, molecular function: transmembrane transporter activity. NCBI's taxonomy places the organism in Eukaryota, Metazoa, Arthropoda, Arachnida, Ixodida, Ixodidae. Gene Ontology annotation, cellular component: membrane. Gene Ontology annotation, biological process: transmembrane transport. The record is from RefSeq and is a predicted model, not a curated record.